GUAUCGCGCUGUUAUCUCUUGCCAGUAAAUGCUGGCUUGGAGCCGGCACAUACAAAGAUACGUCCGCUCUCGGAACGCGCCCACGGCGCCUUAUGAUAACCGCGUCUCCUGACGUGGGACAUUCAGCCGGCUUCACUGCUUGCGUCCUGUUCAAACUGUCCUAAGACGUUCUUGCUUGGUGAAAUCCGGUACGAAACUCACCGGCUUUUGUAACUCCUCGCCUCUGAUGCUAGGCUUUAAGACCCUGGUGAUAAUAGUAAUGACAUAGGUAUCAGCACAACUUACCUGCCGUGAACGCGCACCUGUCGCAAUCUUUGUGGCCGCCCUCUUAGCCCCUUGAGGGGCCUGGUCUUGCAAUAGUCUUGAGCAUUAUACAUUAUUUGACAUUAUGGAGUGCAAGAUGAACCUUGAAGCGCGUUCUGCGAGUAUUUAUUGAUUUAUUGGACCUCUGUCUGACUGCGCGCUUCUUCGAGGCAAGGCAGUGAAAAUGGAGGAAGAGCUUGACAUGGCUGUAGACAGUGGUUCCCCGGCAGGGACCCCGCGUGCGGGAAGAGGUCGAGGCGCAGAACACAAACCGGUUCAGGCGAAAGCCCUAUCGGUGCUGCGGACGAGUACCAAGGUCCAGCAAAGGUCCAGCAAAGGCCCAGCAGCGGCUUCAGCACGCAUUAUGGAGGAGACUGAGGAUGGCUCCGAGGAAUGCGAUGGGCUUGCAGGUCUCGGCCAGAGAAAGAACAACAGCAUCAGCAGCAGGCCGCGGCCGGCCCCAGCGAUAAUAUCUCCGCCAGCUGUUGUGGAGAGCAAGAAGAACGCAACCCGUGGCGAGUGGACCCAGGCAGAAGAGUAUGUCCUCGCUCGCAAGCACUGCGAGCUUGGAAAUAAGUGGACCUCUAUCUCAAGCUUUUUGCCAUCGAGAAGCGACAACGACGUCAAGAACAUCUGGCACUCCACCCUCAGGAGCAAGAACACGGAGCGCCGCUCCUUCCUGCGCACCUACGCGCGCGCCGUGCGGGACUGCGCCAACGACAGCGGGGCGCGGCGGGCGGCGUACGACAGCGCCGUACGGCUGUGCGGCACGCCGCAGCCCAUUGAGCAGGCUCUGGCGGCGGUGCAGCAGCAGUACCAGGCCUCCCUGGCGGCGGCGGCGGAGCGGCAGCUGGCGGGCGGCGGCGGCGGCGGUGGCAAUGACGACGGCGGCGGCGGCUCGCUGGACAACGCCAGCUCGCCCAGCCAGGGAGGCGGCGGCGACGACGGCAACAGCAGCGAGCAGGGCGGCGGCAGCGGCAGCGCCGGAGGAGGAGGAGGAGGCAGUAGCAGCGUGCAGCAGCAGCAGCUGAGCGGCCAACACCCGCACCUGCACUUGCAGCAGCAGCAGCAGCAGCAGCAGCAGCACGGUAGCGGCCACGGGCACCCGCACGUGGCGCACGUGGGCGGCGGCGGCGGCGGCGGCGGGCACGAGCUGCUGUCGGCGGCGCCGGACGCGGCGGCGGCGGCGGCGGCGGCGGCUGGCGGCGGCGGCGGCUCGCCUGCGCUGUACCAGCUGCUGCAGCACCAGCAGCUGCAGAUGCAGCUGAUGACGAGCAGGGGCCACAUCAGCCCCGUGCCCAGCCCCCUGGUCCGCAGCGGCCUACACCCCGCGGUGGCAGCCAUGGCCGGAGGCGGAGGUAUAGGCGGAGGCGGAGGUGUAGGUGGAGGCAUGACGCAGCAGCAGCAGCAGGCGUGCCCCUCCCCCCUGGAUGCGCUGGACGCGGCGGCGGCCGGCAGCGGGGCGCCGUACGGGCGCCUGCCGCACAUGCUCAUGGCAGCCGCCAGCGGCGGCGGCGGCGGCGGCAGCGGCAGCAGCAGCCGCCAGCACACACACCUGCUGGCAGUGGAGGGCGAUGCAGGAGGAGGUGGCGGCGGCGGCGGCGGCGGCGGCGGCGGCUCGGCGCCGCCGCCCGACCGGGCGAGUGAGGUGGACUCGUCCUGCCUGGCACGGCUGUCGGCGCUACAGCUGCAGGACCAGCUACAGCGGCAGCAGGCGGCCAUGCAGCAGCAGCAGCAGCAGCAGCAGCAGCAGCAACAGCAUGCGGCGGCGGCGGUGGCGGCGCACUUCGGCGGCGGCGGCGGCGGCUUCAGCGGCGGCUUCAGCGGCGGCUUCGACGGCACCACCGGCAGCAGCAUCAGCAGCCACCCGAGCCGGCUGCUGCAGGCCUUCGGGGCGCCGCUGGACGGCGCGCCGGCGGUGACGCUGGGCGGAGGCUUCUCUGGCGCCUCGGUGCCGCUGAGCGGCGGCCACGGCCACAUACACCUUGUGCAGCAGCAGCAACAGCAGCAGCACCUCAGCCAGCAGGAGCAGUACUUGAGUCAGCAGCACCACCAGCACCUGAGCCAGCAGCAGCAGCAUCUUAGUCAGCAGCAGCAGCAUCUUAGUCAGCAGCAGCACCAGCUGAGCCAGCAGCAGCAGCAUCUGCUGCUGGCAGCAGGAGGAGGCGGGGUUGGAGGUGGGGGUGGAGGUGCGGGCGGCCUGCGUGCGGACAGCGGCGGCAGCGGCCUAUCGCAACUGCGCACCCUGGCAGCACUGCAGGCGCUGCAGCUGCAGGGACAGGGGCUGCAGGGGCCGCAGCACAGCUCGCAGCCCCACGCCUACCACUCGCAGUCGCACCCGCAGCUGUCCAUGCUUGGCGGCGGAGGCGGAGGAGGCGGCGGAGGAGGAGGAGGCGGCGGGUCCGGACUGCUUGGGGGCACGAUGCCGGGCUGGGGCGGCGGAGGCGGAGGCGGGCUGGCGGGCUCGGCUAGCGAGCUGGAUGACUUGUUGGCGUUGGGCAUGGAUCUUAUGCCUGAGGAGCUGGCGCUCCUGGCACAGGGCGGCGGCGGCGGCGGCGGCGGCGGCUUGGCGGCCCUGCAGCAGCAGCAGGUGCAGCUGCAGGCGCAGCUGCAGCAGGCGCGGGUGGCGGCCGAUGGGGAGGUGAUUCGGGCGCACUCCGGCGGCGCGGGUGUGGGCGGCGGAGGGCUGCGGGUCCCCGUGCUGAGCAUGAUGGGCCGCAGCAGCGGGCCGCAGCACAGGUGGGUUGGCAGCGCGCAGCCGGGCGUGGGCGCCUUUGGAACCGCCGCCGUCGCCGUCGCCACCACCCGCUCACCUACCCUCAGCACCACCACCAGCAGCCAGCAACAAACGCAGCUGCACGCGCUACAGCCACUGCCGGGUGGCGGCGGUGGCGGAAACGGCGGCGGCGGCGGCGGUGGCUCCGUGGAGCUCCGCCACCUGGGUCUGGCGGGCUCACCACAGCUGUCCGCCGGGCAGCCCCGGGGUGGGCAGGGGCAGGGGCAGGGGCAGGGCGGCCCGGACGCGUUCGACAUACUGCUUGCUGAGUUCGAGGCGCACAGCGGCGGUGCGCCCGGCGGCGGACCCAACCUGGCGGCGGCGGCGGCGGCGGGCCAGUCGCGUCAGGGCUCGGGCGUGCAGCCGCACGUGCUGCUGGCCGCGGGCGGCGGCGGCCCGAGCGGCGGCCUGAGCGGCCCUGCUGCGGUGGUGCAACGCCUCACUGCCGGCGGCGCACAGGGACAGCAGCAGCAGCAGCAGCAGCAGCUGCUGCCGCUGUCCGGCGGGCACGCGUUCAUGGGAGACGGCGUGCGGGCGCAGCUGCUGGCGGCGGCGGCGGUCGGCGGCAGUAGCAGCGGCUUCAACGCCGGCAUCCUGUCGACACUGGGGCUGGGCCAGCCGCCGCCACAGCCCGCGAGUGGGAACCGCAGCUGGCAGUUGGCGGCCGGUGGCGCCGGAGACGCGGACGGCUGGGCGGGUGACAUGCUCCGCCAGGCUCCGGCCGGCGGCGGCGGCGGUGCGAACGGCACCCCGCUGCGGCCGCUGAGCUCGCCGGCUGUGGGCUUCUGCGCGGACGUCGGCGGCGGCGGUGCGGCUGGCGGCGCAGCCGCCGCCGCGUCCUCGGGCAUGGCCGCCGGCUUCAUGCCGCUGACCGGCGCCGCCACCUCGGGCGCCUCAGCUGGCAGCGGCGCCGCCGCCGCCCCCGGCGGCGGUCCUGGCGGCGGCGCCAUGCGGUCGCUGCAUGAGCCUUCGGCUGUGGAUGUUGUGACCAUGGGUCUGGACAGCGGGGAGCUGCUGGACUGCAUGGAUACCGACGUGCCGCAGCAGCAGGGCGGCGGCGGCGGCCACGCGGAGUGAGGGGCGGAGUGAGGGGCAGCCUCGGAGCGUGCAUGCCUGCAUGAGGCAUGCAGCCGCUGCGAAUGACGCGUCCGCUUUCAGAACAUGCAAAGCGGCGACACCGAAUUAACAGCGGCGUGUAGGGGCGGCUGGUGCGUCUCGGCGGAUUCCUUACUUGUGGCUGGCUCGGGUUUGGCUGGCCGUUAUGGCUCGGAGGGCCGCUUGCUGAGUGUGAUGGUGGGUGGCGGGGCUAGCAGGAGAGAGAGAGUGUGUAUGUGUGUGCAAGCAUCCAGCAUAUGUGGUCUCAAGUCUGCGUUUACUUGUCAGAAUGAACUCCUUGGGGCACCCUUUCGUGGCGUCCACUUCAAAGUUAGGUUCGGUUUUCGGUUUGCUGGCGGCGGCUCGCAAAUGUGUGUCUUUGCGGGUCUUGGGGACUCUGGCGACGGACCCUGGCAUAUAUCAUAUGUAUGGACUAUGGAAAAGCUUCACAUGGCGGUGCGAGUGCCUCGAGGGCAUAUCCCGUAUCCUACCCCGCACUGCGCUGCCGCAUGUCACAGCAUUGAAUGUACGGAUAAUGGAGCAGUACACACGCGCGCUGGUGAUUGAACGGUGUGUGGCGCGCCGCUGUGGGUGUUUGAGCCGUUUUGCACACCUGUUGAGGGCCGGUGAGGUUCACACGACCACGACCAUGUGACCACACACACACACACACACACACACACACACACAAACACAUGACACGUGGGCACGUGGGCCCAGCUCGCCCUGGGGGUGUCACGUGUUUGAAACGCCCGGCCCGGCUUGGGCGUGAGGCGGGACGCCGCCGCCGCCGCCAUGUGCAGAUGUUCGGUCGGUGUUGCGUGUGUUUGGUGGGUGGGGUCGUGCGUGUGGGUACGAGUGGGCGCGGCACCGGCCCCUGGUGGUGUGCGGGUUGGUGCCGCGUGACCGGCGCUCCGGCUGCAUGACCAACACCACCACCAGCACCGCCGCCAGCGCGGCUGCAGAUUGCGGUUGGGACUAACACACACGAGUGUGUGUGUGUGUGUGUGUGUGUGUGUGUGUGUGUGUGUGUGUGUGUGUGUGUGUGUGUCUGUGCCGCCGACGGAGUGCGGCUGCCGGCGGCAGCGCGCAGGCCGUCCUGCAGCGCCGUACGGCGUGUAGGUGUUACAACGUGUAGGGUGCCGAGUUGCCCUGCUGGUGCCGUAUUUAUUGCACUGUUGAGGGCGGGGUGUCGGGGCCCGCCGUCAUAAGUGCGACUGGGCUUGCAAGUCAGGUUACGAGUAUGCAGCAGUGAACUGAAUGCGUGCACUGCAUCGGGGGUUGCGGCACUGACCACGGGAUGUCGCUGCUAGUAGAGUCGCUGGGCACCGAAGAACCAACAUUAUCGGCCAGCGUAGCGUACCUUGCAGCGAAGACACACCGAACAUGCCAUUGAUUACCAUUUUCAGAAUCCUGUAGUAUCGCGCCACGCACACGGGCGGAAUGCGCGGUGUUGUCAUGGUUAUCUUGGGAGGGAUGCACGGUUCGUUGCAAGAAUAUCAGGAUGCGGCGAGCUGUGGACGAAAAAGGAAGGGCGGUGAAGACGUUGAGGCCAGGGGGCGCUGAUGCGAGGCGGCACACGACAGCUGGUUGGGGCGCAUGGAGGAGGCAUGGUGCUAGGGGGGCAGCAGCAACCGGGCGGUGCGACCAUGACAGUGGCUGUACGAGUCUGUACGGUAUGCAACGCGCACGUCUUGGGUGCGCGGAGGUGUCAAAGUAGGCCUGCAUGGGGAUGCGCGGCGCAGAAUAAGCACCAUUGUCAAGGUGCGCGGUGCGGAAAUAAUUUCCAUUGAGGGGGUGCGCGGUAAUUUUGUCAAGGUAUGGUGCUUUCAGAGAGGAGGUGCCGCCGACGUACGCUGCAUCAUUUGUUAAUAUGCUUUAAUAAAGGGAUUGUGACGUAACAGAACCGCGUAAAAGCUUGUAACAUGGGGAGCAC
Chlamydomonas reinhardtii is the source of this 6110-nucleotide messenger RNA. RefSeq lists its product as uncharacterized. The record is from RefSeq and is a predicted model, not a curated record. The transcript has 8 exons. Gene Ontology annotation, biological process: regulation of DNA-templated transcription. The coding region runs from base 668 to 4156 and encodes 1162 amino acids. NCBI's taxonomy places the organism in Eukaryota, Viridiplantae, Chlorophyta, Chlorophyceae, Chlamydomonadales, Chlamydomonadaceae. Gene Ontology annotation, cellular component: nucleus. Gene Ontology annotation, molecular function: DNA-binding transcription factor activity, RNA polymerase II-specific; RNA polymerase II cis-regulatory region sequence-specific DNA binding.